GUGUUUUCCAUAGUGUUUUCACACGCUUACUUCUUUCUUUUGGCACUCUUUCGUCUAGUUAUUCGACUAGAUUUUUAUUCGAAAUUUGACACAACCGGGAGCAGAGGCGUGCGAUGAUUAUACAGAUAAAAAAAGACGGCGCAGAUACUAACGAAUGGGGCAUUAUUGAGCUCCAAGGUGACCUGGAGUCACGUACAAAUCAGCCUUUGAACGACCAAUUCAUCGGAGAUCUACAUUACACAAAAACUGGAACUCCAAUAUUGAUAGUAGGUCAUCAUAUAUUGUACGGUAAAGAGGUGUCUCUGGAUAAGCCAUUUGCAGUGUUGGAAAAAUUUCAUUACGAUGAAAACGGUCAAAAAGUGGAGAAGAGUCUGUCUGACUCGGCAACUCGAACAGAGUACAACGUCAGAGCUAUUGUUAAAAAAAAAUUAGUGUUUCGGGUCAGACCCAAGCCAAUAAUUGCUAAUGUACCAAAAAUGGUAUAGUAAUCUACGUCACAAGUAAAAGAUGUAAAACAAGUGAAAAGCAACAAAAAUGGGACACAAUUUUCUACAACAUUGAUAAGUUGACGGCAGAUGAAGAAAGUUGCAUAUGGUAUUAAUUAUAAUUAAAAAAUGUGUAUUUUAAUACAGAGGAAUUGUACUUUGAAA
Messenger RNA from Diprion similis, 650 nucleotides. RefSeq names its product chromosome transmission fidelity protein 8 homolog. The transcript has 2 exons. The record is from RefSeq and is a predicted model, not a curated record. Lineage: Eukaryota; Metazoa; Arthropoda; Insecta; Hymenoptera; Diprionidae. Gene Ontology annotation, biological process: mitotic sister chromatid cohesion. Bases 114 to 485 code for a protein of 123 amino acids. Gene Ontology annotation, cellular component: Ctf18 RFC-like complex.